AUGGGCUUUGCCGAAAAAAAAAAGUUUGCCGAGUGCGGGAUCCGGGGGCACUCGUCAAACACCGGACCAGGUAACUUAGCCGUGGCCACACGCCCUCCCGUGCCAUUGCACGCGCAUCCGGCCGCUCCCUCGCCUCCGCCACAGCACGUCUGGCCACCGCCUGCGCGCCCCCGUUCCCUCGCCUCCGCCCACCAGUGGCGUCCCCGGCCAAGCCCGCAUUCUCCCUCGCGCCCGCCCGAAGCCGGCGCCCCCACUCCCUCGCGCCCACCGGCCUGGCGGCGCCCCUGGCCACGGACGACUCCCUCAUCUGGAGCAAGCUGCCUCGGUGUCUGGAGCAAGCUGCCUCGGCGUCGGUGGCGGCGGCGGCGGCGUAGGUCGAGCCGUAGACGGCGGCGGCAGGCGAGCGGCGUGCGGCCGAGGGAAAUUUCCCCAGAAAGGAUAUUUUAUAUAUUUGGAUGGAUUAUUCUGUGCGCCGAGCUGAUUGGCGAAUCGAAAUCUGUUGGCAUUAACGCAACUCAGGAGUGCAGGAAGAAGCUAGAUCGACACCGGAUGGAGGUGAUGUUUCAGUGGAUGCAAAAUCUUGGCGCGAGUAUGGGUCAACCUCCUCCACCUGAGCUACUUGCUCCAUUGCCUCCUCCUGAAGGCACUCCUAAUCAAUCGGCGGCUUCAAAUAAUAUGCCUCAUUAGCCACCACAUCAGCUGGGGUGGCCAGCUUGGCAGUGAAUAGUCAUGCUUAUUGUGAUGAUGCUUAUGUACUUGGAGACUUAGAUUUGCAUUAGUGGUUCACUUGUGCUUGGACUUAGAAUAUUUGGUUAACUUGGUGAUGCACUUAGAUUGUUUGGUUCACUUGGUGAUACACUUAUUGCACUUUUGCUUAUAUGUGAUGUGUGAUAAAUGUGAUAUAUGUGUCACAAAUGUGAUAUAUGUGUGAUAUC
Molecule: messenger RNA, 935 nt
Organism: Sorghum bicolor (sorghum)
Lineage: Eukaryota; Viridiplantae; Streptophyta; Magnoliopsida; Poales; Poaceae
Product: calcium-dependent protein kinase 27-like
Exons: 5
Coding region: 1-687 (228 amino acids)
Source: RefSeq, a predicted model, not a curated record